Molecule: messenger RNA, 1121 nt
Organism: Panicum hallii
Lineage: Eukaryota; Viridiplantae; Streptophyta; Magnoliopsida; Poales; Poaceae
Exons: 4
Coding region: 230-904 (224 amino acids)
Source: RefSeq, a predicted model, not a curated record
CUAGAACGACGGCGAGUAUGCGAUUCGCGCAUCGGCUUCGCCACGAACGAAAAGAGAGAAGAACCAGUCCCGUCUCUUUCGUUUGGAAGGUCGACGGGGAAGAAGAGGAGGCGAGCGCCCCACCGGCGACCAGCCCGCGACGACGCGGCCCGAGGAGGCCAGGAGAGGUGCUCCUGAGCUCCAGAUCGUCACCCCACCGCCAAGCCGUUGCGACCGCCGCUGCCGUAGCAUGAGGUGGCCGCCGCCGAUCUCGCUUCGCCGCCGCCCCUUCCUCCUCCCCGCCCUUCUCGUCGCCCUCUACUCGAUUCCUGGGACUUUUUCAUUGAGGUUUGUCACACUCGAUACUGUUGAGAUAUUUACUACUCAUGAAUGGUUUGGCAAGCCAACAGUGUAUUUCCAUUGCAAUGGAGAGAACAAGACAUAUUUGCCAGACGUGAAGGAGGCACACACACUGUACACCUUUAAGGGUGAAGAAUCAUGGCAGCCGUUAACAGAGCUUCCAGAAAAGAAAUGCAAGCGAUGUGGUUUGUAUGAAGAGGACACAUUUAAACCUGCUGAUGUGUUUGAUGAAUGGGAGAUGUGUUCCAGUGAUUUCAAGGAUGGAAAAUACACCCGCUUAAAGGAAAACCAGUUCAAUGCAACGUUCUUAUGCCCAAACUGCACUGCUUCUGCUGGUGUUCAUGGAAACCGUGAGCCUAGCUCCGAGGUGGAAACUAAUAAGGCAUCUGUUCUGGUGAUCAUCAUAGUUAGUGUUCUUGCUUCAGUCCUUGUCAUCAUUGCCUUGUUUUUGGGCUACAAGUACUGGCAGAAGAAGAAGAGGGAGCGAGACCAGGCUCGAUUCCUCAAGCUUUUUGAAGAGGGAGAUGACCUUGAAGAUGAACUGGGCCUUAGCAAUGAACUCUAAAUCAGCUCGUAGAGUACCUGCAGGCUACAGCCGAUAUUUUCAGAUGUAGAUCCCACGUUGUCAUGUAUAGAAUGCGUGAUUUUCACUUCGAAAUUUUGUAGGCUGUAGCAUACAUUAGUUUAAAGAAACCACUGACAAAACUAUGAUUCAGUUCGAUCAGUGUUUCUCCUGACCUCUUAGCUUUGCCACAGGGAGUAAAAUGGUAAAUCUUGCAACA